This is a messenger RNA of Malus domestica (apple), 1902 nucleotides long. RefSeq lists its product as uncharacterized. Lineage: Eukaryota; Viridiplantae; Streptophyta; Magnoliopsida; Rosales; Rosaceae. The record is from RefSeq and is a predicted model, not a curated record.
UUUCGUUACUCAGUGUUUAUCGUGGGGACGAUAACUGGUACACCAAAUGCGCGUCCUUCCCGGUCUCUCGUACUAGGGAAAGAUUCUCACAAUGCUCUAACGUCCACACCAGUAUAGACCAAAUUGUCUAGCAACAUUUUGAACCUAGCUCAUGUACUGAUUUAAAUGGCAAACAUCCAACUGUUAUUAUCCGAUUUUAGAGUGGAACUUCAACUUUAUUCAACAUAACAACCAUAUAAACAUAAAUGACGUGCUGUUUGUUCUACACUUGAGUUACACCAGUUUAUAAAGAUAAUGUGUCCGUCUCCUUCAUCGAAAUUGAUUAAAGUAAUUUAGACCAUAAAAAGGGACCACCUCUUUGUUUAUUCAACCAACCAAAUAAAAUAAAUCGGCAACCAACUGACUGGAGUAACGUGACCUUAAAUCACAUUCAAAUAAACAAAACGUACCACUUGUCGUUUGUUUUGAUCGAUCAUGUGGCAUUUGUCCUUUAUUUAUCAAUCGUAUCGAAGAUCAGAUCCAAUGGGAUCUGAGACAUUAUUAGUCCCAAACGUUGACAUAAUUCUAUGGUUGUUCUGGUUUGUGUUCUGUCGUACUUUGCCCUUAACUUGUUUUCGGUUCUCAAGACUGGAAAUUGAGGAGGGAUAUGGGAUUGGAUAGCUUAAACUUGAACUAUUAUCUGGUGCCGGCGGGACUGUUUGUGCUGGGAAUAUACCACGUUUGGCUACUCAUCACAGUGCUAUACAAUCCCUCACGAACUGUCAUUGGCCUCAAUGCUGUGGUUCGCACGCAAUGGAUCUUCUCCAUGAUGACUGACCCCUCGAAGAAUGGAGUUUUGACGGUACAAACAUUGCGCAACAACAUAAUGGCAUCUUCCCUUUUGGCAACAGCAGCAAUCACUCUUUCUUCGGUAAUCAGCGUAUUCGUGAGCACCAGUUCGAGUUCCGAAAGCACUUCAACACAAAAACUUUCGUCUCUCCCUCUCUCUUCAAUCAAAUACUUAUGCGUUUUGCUGUGUUUUCUCGUUGGAUUUAUCUGCAAUGUGCUGGCCACUAGAUACUUUGCUCAUACCAGCUUCUUGGCUACCCUGCCAGUAUGGACAGACAAAACAGAUUACGUUAAAUAUGUUUCGGUAACUUUGAAUCGAGGGAGUUACUUUUGGUCCCUCGGAUUGCGAGCGUUUUACCUCUCAAUUCCUAUGUUUCUUUGGAUCUUUGGGCCAAUUCCCAUGUUUGUCUGUUGCUGCCUUAUGUCAAGUGCCCUCUAUUUCUUGGACACUACCACCAGUUCAACACAACUUGUUCUCGGCUCUUCACUCAAAGAAGAAGGGGAGAGAACCAAUGAUGUGGAAUCAAUAGUUCAAUCAUCGUGCUGUUCCAAAUUCUCAGGGAAAACUCGGGCCGUGAGGACUUUACUCACCUUCGCAGCCCCCUACUUACUGCCGAUUCAGCUUCUGCCUCUUAAUGUUGCCGGACAGUCUGCAAUAUGUUUCUGUGUUGCUGGUUGCUAAGUGUUUCCCUCUCCCGUCUCUGCGAGCAUUGCGUUGGCUUGAAGGUUCGCCUUUAUGUUUUCGCUCGGCAAAAAGGUGCUAUCUUCUGGUUCUAAUACAGUGAGUCCUGGUUGUAUUUCAUUUUCAUGAGUUCAAUAACUCAUCGGUUGGUACAACCAGGUCGAGAAUCCUAAACCACGCUUCCUACUCGAACCAUCCUUACUGCUUCAAACAAGUAAGAUUUUUUUUUCUUCUUGUAAUUCAUUCAGCGAAUCAUCGUUCGCUGACAGGCUAGAAAAUAAUAAAAAAGGCUCUGGGAUGUAAACAUUUCAUACUUUUGAGUUUUGAGAUCAUAUCGCUGUAUAAAUUAAUCGAAAUAAAGUUUACAAGCACGAUGCACGUUGUCAUAUUAA